CAUGCACUCGUAUGUUUCGAGAUGCAAAUGUCCAGAGGCAGUUAGAAGGACGGGUAUUUCAUGUGGUUGUUUCAUGCGCUUUUUUCGCCCUUUUCUUUUGGCCGAGCAGAGCCUUGCAUUGGGUACAGAAUGUCACGUCGCACAUCAGCUUGCUUCAGAACUUCCUGAAUCAAGAAAGAAAGUCUGGUCAGUUCAAAUGAAGGGGGAAAAAAAUAACUACUACUGCUUUUAUGUUUGAUCUCACAGGGACAGGUUCGCAGUCAGAAUGAGUGAAGGUGUCUCCGAUGCGGACUCGAGCGGCACUUGCUCACAAGAACUAACUUCGAUUUCAAAUGACUCUGACACAUUCAGCACCCAAGACUCCACCAGCAGUGUAGACUCGGCGGACAGGAUCUACGUUAAUCUAGCUGACCUCCAUUCCAGUACGACCCCUACAAAGACUCUGCAGGGCGUGAGUGAAGCUUUAAUGGCCUCUCAAGGGAUGCUGCCUAAAUCCAAGUCCCCCAAUGACGCACGACCACCCCCUCUUCCUAAGAAGACCCUGAACAGGACAAACUCUGCUCCGGGAGGUGUUCUGUUGGGUUCACCCCUCACCAAGAGUCUGCCCUGUUCACCGGGGUUUCAAAUAACCAACCCGCUCUACGGCAUCUACGAAGGAAAAAAUAUGAUUUGGACAAAAAACAGCUUCAGUAGCCCCUGUAGUCCACUGAAGGCGGAUGAAAAAUUCAACCUUUGGAGUCUCCACAGCAGGAGAGCAGGAAUGACUAAGGCUCAGAGCUUGGAUGGGAACCCCGGUCACGUUCCUCAGAUGGACAUAGGGAAAUUGAACUUUGAGACGUCAGAUCUGGACCUCAGGAACUGGAUCAACACUGACAGUCAGGAAGAGGUUUUCAGAACGCUGGCCAACAGAUGCACAAUGUCGUUGAGAAGCAUUGCCGCAAAAUACAGCAGGCUUUUCCUGCGAGAUAAGGAACCUGCGCUAAACCUCAGUGAAAGUGACUGGCCAGGUUUCCAGGUGCCGUUUGACAAACCCUGCUGUGUCUCCAGAGAUGCCGUUUACUAUCGAGCCCAAUACAUGCAAGACGAGUUCACGUUAAAGAUCUCAAAAACAUUGAAUCAAGAGCCCCUGGAGAAGGAACCAGACGGGCUGUCGGUACAGGAAAGCCUCCCGGUCCAUUUCAAUGUGCAACAGGUGAGAGGUCACUUUAUGGCCGCUCUUCCUACAAACCUCUCACCUACUGAAGAGGCGGUCUUGUGUGCCGAUGUUCCAGAGUCUGAAGUCUCCGGCGUUGAAACAGGAGCCGCUGCCGAGACGUCUGAAGCCAACCCAGAGAGUCAGCUCGAUAAAACGCGGCAGUUUGUGAUCAUCACGCAGGAGACCCCCUUUCAAACCAUGGCGGACUUUGUAAACGAGUCCGCGUCGCUUCACGUGUCCCAGGCAGAAGUCUACGAGCGGCAAAUAAGCCUUCUUCUUCUGCAGCUCUGCCUGGGGCUGGAACACCUGAAGAACCAGGGCGUCAUCCACUGCGAUCUCCGCUUAGAAAACCUGCUGCUGGUUAAGAUGCCCGGCCAGGUGGCUAAUCCAGGAAGCCAGGCCCAAGAUGAUAUCCUCCAGCUGCCGAGACUUGUAAUCAGCAACUUCUCCAAAGCGAAGCAAAGGAACACUGCCGUGGACCAGAAGCACCACCCUGAUCUUGCCCGACAAGCUCCCGAAAUGAUGUCCACCUCCCAGUACAAAAUGGUGGACGAGUUCCAAUUGGGCAUCCUGAUCUAUGAAGUUCUACACAUGCCGAAUCCCUUCGAGAGCAUCUCAAGGCUGAGCGAAGACGAAGAGUACAACACCAGCGACCUGCCCCUAAUCUGCCCGCUAUCUGCCUACUCCGAGGGCCUUCAACACCUUGCCCACUUACUCUUGCGUGCCGACCCAUACAAGAGAAUACAUAUCCGUGAAGCGAAAAGCAUCCUUCAAGCCUUGCUUUGGGGUCCAUGCAGUAAAGCAUUCAGCGUGAAGACUGGGCUCAGAGACUCGCCACAUGUGCUGAAGAACUGGUUGGAUGUCAAGCGUGUCUUGCUGGUGUUGAAGUUUGGAGAAUGGUUUCUCGAUGAGCAGAGCCAAACAACGUUGGAAGACUGGCUUUGCUGUCAAUACUUUGCCCUUGCCACCCCCGAAUCAAUGUUUCAGGCAGUAGAGAAAAUGCAGAUUCUUUUGGAAGAAAAAUGUUAGGGAGUCACACAGCACGGAAACAGGCCCAGGCCGACUAAGAUGCCCCAUUUAACCUAGUCCCAUUUCCCCAUAUUUGGCCCUUGACCUUUCCAAUCAAUACCUCCUGCCUCCUCUGAGUGAAAAAGUUGCCCUGCAGGUUCCUAUUAAAUCUUUCCUCUCUCACUUUAACUCCAGUUAUUGAUUGCCCUAUCCUGGGUAAAAGACUCAUGCAUUCACCCUAUCUAUUCGCCUCAUGAUUUUGAUACACCGCUAUAAGAUCACCAUUCAACCUCCUGCACUCCAAGGAAUAGAAUCCUGGCCUGCCCAACCUCUCACUCACUGUAGCUCAGGCCCUCAUGCCCUGGCAACAUCAUCAUAACUAUUCUCUGUACUCCAGCUUAUUAAUAUCCCCCCACAUUGCAGUGUGACCUAAACUGAACACAAUAUUCCAAAUGAGGCCUCACCAAUGUCUUGUAAAUUUUAACAUAACAUCCCAAUUUCUACACUCAAUACUCUGACUGAUGAAGACUAAUGUACCUUCGCUAUAACCCAAUCCACCUGUUGAAUAAGGACAGUAACCCUUACAAGUAAACAUUGACUAACAUGGCUUUAAUUAGAGUAUCCCCCAGAGGCUCGGUUUCGAUCCUGACUACGGGUGCUGUGUGUACGGAGUUUGUGCGUUCUUCCUGUGAGCGCGUGGGUUUUCUCCAGCUGCUCUGGUUCCCUCCCACACUCCAAAGGCUUACGGGUUGGUAGGUUAAUUGGCUUUGGGAGAAUUGUAAAUUAUCUCUAGUUUGUAGGACAGUGUUGGCGUACGGGGUGAUCGAUGGUCAGCGCGGACUCGUUGGGCCGAAGGGCCUGUUUCCGCGCUGUAUCUCUAAAGUAAAGUCUAAAGUAAUGUAAAGAUGAUUUUGAUUAAGCUUCAUUUUCUCACAAUGUCUAUUAAAAUCGAUAAAUUUGAG
Messenger RNA from Amblyraja radiata (thorny skate), 3165 nucleotides. RefSeq names its product inactive tyrosine-protein kinase PEAK1. Gene Ontology annotation, biological process: protein phosphorylation. Bases 266 to 2224 code for a protein of 652 amino acids. Lineage: Eukaryota; Metazoa; Chordata; Chondrichthyes; Rajiformes; Rajidae. The record is from RefSeq and is a predicted model, not a curated record. Gene Ontology annotation, molecular function: protein kinase activity; ATP binding. The transcript has 3 exons.